CGAAUAUUGUGUCUUCCGUUAAUAAUUCUACUAUUGGCCAGCUACUGAGCCCUGGCGCUGUCCUUCUCCUUUAUAAGCCCCUUGAGGUCUUUCUGUCUCCUCUCCCACCUUUUCACUUCUUCAACACCAGCACCAUGGCUCACUACUUCCAACGCAAAGACAUUCUUCCCCUCACCGGCGGUUGCGCUUGUGGUCUUAUCCGCUACCGGCUGACUCUUCACCCCCUUAUAGUUCAUUGUUGUUACUGUACUAGCUGCCAGCGUCAGACAGGCUCUAUUUGCGCCCUCAAUGCUGUCAUAGAGUCCACCGCCUUGACUCUCCUCCCCUCAGCACCCCCCACUAUCGUUGGUUCUUCGUCCUACCUGGACCCUAUCCCCGCUGCUAUUCAUCCCGCCUUCGCACGGCUUACAUCCGCCGAUUCAACUGCACGUGAGCCUCGCCCCGAAGCCGAACCCGUGUCUGUGUGUCUUCCUACAGCUUCUGGCGUGGGACAGACCCUUGUUGGGUGUCCUGUGUGCCACACCGGUCUGUGGAAUUACUACGCAGAUGCUGGGCCUCAUCUGUCAUAUGUUCGUGUUGGGACCUUGGACAGGCCCUGGGAUAUUCAGCCGGACGUUCACAUUUACACGCAGGGUCGUCAGAGUUGGGUAACUGUCAACGAUGGGAAGCCAUCGUUCGAGGGCUAUUAUACCAGGCGUGAGGACUACCUGAGGGAUGAUGCCCUCAAGAGGUAUGAGGCACUCAAGCCGCAGGUUGCUGAGAUGAAAGCAGAGCUAAUGGCCGGCUGGGAGUGAGCUACAAAUGAAGUAUGACAAAGAUAGGAGAAUAGCACAAUACAGAUCGCGAAUUGUUACAAGCA
Messenger RNA from Fusarium verticillioides 7600, 859 nucleotides. RefSeq lists its product as hypothetical. Gene Ontology annotation, molecular function: carbon-sulfur lyase activity. Lineage: Eukaryota; Fungi; Ascomycota; Sordariomycetes; Hypocreales; Nectriaceae. The record is from RefSeq and is a predicted model, not a curated record. The transcript has a single exon. The coding region runs from base 135 to 794 and encodes 219 amino acids.